Aspergillus ochraceoroseus IBT 24754 is the source of this 1706-nucleotide messenger RNA. RefSeq names its product TFIIH complex kinase subunit CCL1. The transcript is spliced from 2 exons. Bases 170 to 1441 code for a protein of 423 amino acids. Gene Ontology annotation, molecular function: cyclin-dependent protein serine/threonine kinase regulator activity. Gene Ontology annotation, biological process: regulation of cyclin-dependent protein serine/threonine kinase activity; regulation of transcription by RNA polymerase II. NCBI's taxonomy places the organism in Eukaryota, Fungi, Ascomycota, Eurotiomycetes, Eurotiales, Aspergillaceae. The record is from RefSeq and is a predicted model, not a curated record. Gene Ontology annotation, cellular component: transcription factor TFIIK complex; nucleus.
CUUCCCCACGAUUACUCUCAACCUCGUUAUGGGCAAAUGAGACAUAUACGCACUCGUAUAACGAGCGCAUCUCCUCUUACUUACCUCUCGGGCUUCGGGCUUUUUUAUAAAUCCAUAUUUUUUGACCGCACACGACAGUUUGCAGCUAUCGGUUCUUGGCCCCUUCAACAUGAUCGAAGACGAUUUCUAUCGCACCUCGUCGCAGUUCAAACUGUGGUCUUUCACGGAGGAAUCAUUGCAAUCACUAAGGCAAAAUACAAACACCAUCGCCAGUGACCGUGUGCGAGUUGCGCUACGGAGGGCGCGUGAGGCACGACAAUCGGCCAACUCUUCAGCGGCAGGAACCCCAACCGCAAAUCCGAAUGGAAGUGAUGCAGAUAGCAGAGCUGGUGAAGAAAGGGACAUUGAAUGUCUGACACCAGAGGAGGAGCAGGACUUGGUGCGGUAUUUCUGUGAGCAGAUUAUCCAGCUCGGAGAGAGUUAUAAGCCUCCACUUCCAACGAUAGUAAGGGCCACCGCGAUACAAUACCUCCGUCGAUUCUAUCUUACCAACUCUCCCAUGACAUAUCAUCCUAAAACUAUCAUGCCCUGUGCUCUCUUUUUGGCGAACAAGACCGACAACUUCUGCAUGUCUCUCCGGCAAUUCGCAGACGGAGUUCCCGGUGACACGACAGCAGAAGAUAUCAUCACCCCAGAGUUUCUUGUCAUGCAAAGUCUCCGGUUCACCUUUGAUGUCCGCCACCCCUUCCGCGGCCUGGAGGGGGGCAUAAUGGAACUACAAGCCAUCGCGCAGGGACAGGGCCAACCCGCACCUCAUUUCCCACAGCAAACACCAGAGGACCUUCACCGGGCUCUACACUCUCUCCAAUCUUCUCCAAAUGCGCCUCCAUCAUCUUCUGUAUCAGACCGCCUCGCCCGAGCUCACCAUACCACCCGCGAAAUCCUCAAAUCUGCCGCCCAGAUGACAGACGCCUACUUUCUCUACACCCCUUCUCAAAUCUGGCUCUCAGCUCUUAUGAUCGCCGACAGCCCUCUAGCUGAGUUCUAUCUCGACUCCAAACUUGGCGCCCCUAACUCACAGCCCGGGAACCCACUCUGCGAGCUUCGAACAAAACUCUACACUACUCUAACGAAGUGCUCCAACCUCCUCCAAUCCUAUACACCACUAGCCUCGGACCCAGAUCAAAAGAAAGUGAUGCGACGCAUUGGCAAGAAGCUGUAUCAUUGCCAGAACCCGGAAAAGGUGAACCUGGCGGGCCACAAGCGCAUCCCCGCCGCCGCCGCCACAGCUCCAAGUGAUCCAGCGACACCAGAAAGCGAAAUGGAGCGAAUAGCUAAAAAACGGAAACUAGAGCGGGAGCAGAAGAGCAGAGAGGCACAGGAUAUCUUUGGGGGGGAAUUGGUCAUGCAGCGGACAAAAGAACCGCAGCCUUUGGAAUAAUCUCUAAUUCAAGCUAAAUAAUACAUACUUUCGAAUUUCUCCCAGCAAGCAACCGAUCAAAAAAGACAUGACCAUCCCAAUUUCCGUCUUACUUUAUAUCAAAACAAACAAACCAAUCCCCUAACCAAGCAGCACAUUAUAGAUCAAGCUCUGACUUUCCAGAUACAUACCUAAUUAAUUAUCCUUACCCAUACUGAAGACUCCAGAAAACAAGUCAGCUUUAAGUACGUAUAGUGACGUUCGCAAUAUAUAUAUGUACCAACUC